Galleria mellonella (greater wax moth) is the source of this 3396-nucleotide messenger RNA. RefSeq names its product ionotropic receptor 25a (gene Ir25a). Gene Ontology annotation, cellular component: plasma membrane; postsynaptic membrane. NCBI's taxonomy places the organism in Eukaryota, Metazoa, Arthropoda, Insecta, Lepidoptera, Pyralidae. The coding region runs from base 396 to 3191 and encodes 931 amino acids. The record is from RefSeq and is a predicted model, not a curated record. The transcript is spliced from 13 exons. Gene Ontology annotation, biological process: synaptic transmission, glutamatergic; monoatomic ion transport; modulation of chemical synaptic transmission. Gene Ontology annotation, molecular function: glutamate-gated receptor activity; transmitter-gated monoatomic ion channel activity involved in regulation of postsynaptic membrane potential.
CUUAUACCCGUAAGAACUUAUGUACAGCAGUGAACAAUUAACGGCUGAUAUAAAUGAUAAAAUGUCUUUAAUUAUACUACGAUUUUGAGUCUCCAUCCAAUGGCAACAUUAAUCGAUCCGUGGUACAUGUACGGCCAUACGAGUGAAUAUCACCUGUGGUACAUACCUCUACAUUUAUAUAACGAUAAAUCGUUGACACACGCCCACAUUGCAUGUGUGUACAAACAUUAUUAGUAAUGAGCGAUGAGCAUCAAUAACGAAGAACGAAUCAAGGCCGGACAUCGCCGUGGUAACAAGACAGUACACAGUUGGCUUAUGUGGGCCAAAGUUAGCCUUAUUAGUGAACUACCCUUCAAAGUAAUCGCCGGUCAAUGGAACGUCUUAAACUUUAGCCAAUGUUAAAAAAACUCGGAGAUAUGCCGGCCAUAUUCACGGCGAUAAUUCUAUUUUCGCUAGUUCGUUUAUCUAUUACUCAAACGACGCAAAAUAUAAACGUUUUGCUGAUCAACGAGGAAAAUAAUGCUUUAGCCGAAAAAGCGUUUGAAGUCGCUAAAGAGUAUGUGAGGCGGAAUCCCAGCUUGGGUCUGGCGGUAGACCCGGUCAUUGUGGUAGGAAACCGAACAGACGCCAAGAACUUUCUGGAAAAUGUUUGUAGGAAAUACAAUGACAUGGUAAUAAGUAAGAAGACGCCGCACGUUGUCCUAGAUUUCACUAUGACUGGGGUUGGUUCAGAAACUAUAAAGUCGUUUACUGCAGCAUUGGCCCUCCCAACUAUUUCGGGAUCAUUCGGUCAAGCGGGCGACUUACGACAGUGGCGUUCCCUCAAUCAGAACCAAACGAAGUUUCUGCUACAAAUAAUGCCUCCUGCUGACAUUCUGCCAGAGGCUAUAAGAGCAAUUGUCAUUAAACAGGACAUCACCAAUGCAGCUAUAAUAUUUGACGAACUAUUUGUUAUGGAUCACAAGUACAAAUCUCUAUUGCAAAACGUUCCUACACGUCAUGUAAUAACACCGGUAAAAAGUUUUAAUAAAGACGAUAUAAAAAAUCAAUUAAGAAGUUUACGGGAAUUAGACAUUGUUAACUUCUUCAUCGUGGGCAGUUUGAGGACAGUAAAAAACGUGUUGGACGCGGCGGAUGAAAAUCAGUAUUUCGGUAGAAAAACAGCUUGGUUCGCGUUGUCGUUGGACAAAGGUGACAUUAGCUGCGGAUGUAAAGAUGCCACUAUCGUUUAUAUGAGACCGACGCCUGACGCAAAAAGCAGAGAUCGUUUGGGAAAGAUCAAAACAACGUACAGCAUGAACGGUGAACCAGAAAUUACGUCGGCCUUCUAUUUCGACUUGUCCCUACGUACAUUUUUAGCUAUAAAAUCGCUCCUGGAUUCUGGCAAGUGGCCAAAUGACAUGAAAUAUAUCACGUGUGACGAUUACGACGGUAAGAAUACUCCUAACAGGACCUUGGACCUCAGAACCGCUUUCCAAGAGGUAAAAGAAACACCUACAUAUGCACCUUUCUAUAUCCCUGAAGACGAUCCAAUGAAUGGCAGAAGUUACAUGGAAUUCAAUACUGAUCUCUCAGCAGUUUCAGUGAAAGAUGGUGCCUCUAUAGGCAGUCGGUCACUCGGAUCAUGGAAAGCAGGUCUCGCAAACCCUUUGUCCUUGACUGACCCUGAUAAUAUGAGCGAUUAUUCUGCUCAACUUGUGUACAGAGUCGUGACAGUGGAGCAACAACCAUUCAUUAUUAGAGACGAUGAUGCCCCAAAAGGCUUCAAAGGCUAUUGCAUCGACUUAAUCGAGGAGAUACGACAAAUUGUAAAAUUUGAUUACGAAAUAGUUUUGUCUCCUGAUGGUAAUUUUGGCACGAUGGAUGAGAAUGGCAAAUGGAAUGGUAUUAUAAAGGAGCUUAUAGAAAAGAGGGCGGAUAUAGGACUGACAUCUUUGUCUGUGAUGGCGGAGAGGGAAAACGUGGUGGACUUCACUGUGCCAUAUUACGAUUUAGUCGGUAUCACAAUUAUGAUGAAGUUGCCAAGAACGCCAACAUCUCUAUUCAAAUUCCUGACGGUCUUGGAAAAUGACGUUUGGCUGUCUAUAUUGGCAGCAUACUUCUUCACAAGUUUUCUAAUGUGGGUAUUCGAUAAAUGGAGCCCGUAUAGUUAUCAGAACAAUCGGGAGAAGUAUAAAGAUGACGAGGAGAAACGUGAAUUUACUCUGAAAGAGUGCUUGUGGUUCUGUAUGACUUCGCUGACACCUCAAGGAGGAGGGGAGGCGCCAAAGAAUCUCUCUGGGAGGCUCCUAGCAGCUACAUGGUGGCUUUUUGGUUUCAUCAUAAUAGCAUCGUAUACAGCGAACUUGGCCGCGUUCCUGACUGUAUCCCGACUCGACACCCCUAUAGAAUCACUCGACGACUUGUCCAAACAGUACAAAAUACAGUAUGCGCCUUUGAACGGCUCAUCCGCGAUGACCUACUUCGAGAGGAUGGCUCAUAUUGAAGUCAGGUUCUAUGAGAUCUGGAAAGAGAUGAGUCUAAACGACAGUCUCAGUGACGUGGAACGAGCAAAACUAGCUGUAUGGGACUAUCCUGUUAGCGAUAAAUACAGCAAGAUGUGGCAGGCUAUGAAAGAAGCAGGGCUGCCGAAUUCUGUCGAAGAAGCAAUACAAAGAGUGAAGGACUCCAAGAGUUCUAGCGAGGGCUUCGCUUGGCUUGGUGAUGCAACUGAUGUUAGAUACCAUGUCUUAACUAGCUGCGACCUUCAGAUGGUUGGCGAUGAGUUCUCGAGGAAGCCGUAUGCAAUUGCUGUCCAACAAGGCUCUCCGUUGAAGGAUCAGUUCAAUAAUGCCAUACUUCAACUCCUCAACAAACGGAAACUGGAAAAAUUAAAAGAGAAUUGGUGGACUAACAAUCCUAAUGCUAUGAAAUGUGAAAAACAAGAUGAUCAGUCGGAUGGGAUCUCAAUACAGAACAUAGGUGGCGUGUUCAUAGUUAUUUUCAUGGGUAUCGGUCUGGCUUGCAUCACUCUCGGCGUCGAGUAUUGGUGGUACAAAUGGAGAAAACGGUCCACUAUCGGUGACGUCACACAGGUGGAGCCAGCGAAAAUAACAAGAAACAAUGAGAACUUUGGCAUCUCGAAAGGAGGCGAGGGAUUCACAUUCCGUUCUAGAAAUUUCGGUUUGUCUAAUUUGAGAUCUAAGUUUUAAUUGUUCUAUCAGCGAUGAUUACAAUUAAAUUGUUGAUCAUUUAAUUCUCGAUUAUUGUGACAAAGGUAUUUUUUACGUGAAUUAGAUAUUAUUAGAAAUAAGUAUCAAUGAUUGAAGAUCGUAUUGUUCUGCUCCUUACUUAGGGAAAUAUGCAAGUGUGAUCGCAAUAAACACAUGGCACCAAUAUAGAGUUUAAUUGUAAUGA